Molecule: messenger RNA, 384 nt
Organism: Amoebophrya sp. A120
Lineage: Eukaryota; Dinophyceae; Syndiniales; Amoebophryaceae
Source: the annotation of a GenBank genome assembly
CCCCGGCGCGCGCUUCUUUUGCUCGCUCCGCCCGAGCCCCCUUGGCGCCCUUCAUUCGGGGCCUUUGUCCGCAGGCAUGCGCGCUGUUGCCGCUCGGGUGCCGAUACGUAGCUCGUUGGCGCCCGUGUUGGUGCCCCUGUGGCACUCUUCGUUCUGUGGCAUUACAGAUCUGGAGGCUCCCGGCGCCCUGUCCGCCGGUCUGAAGGUUGCUUCUUUUGGAUGGCGGAGGCCCGUCCUUGCUUGGCGCUGGCCAUGUCGCAGCCUCGAUAGGUCCGUUGGUCAGGGCGCUGCCUGUCCAGGGACUGUCAUUCUCCGGACGGCGGGUCGGGUGCUGAGUGAGACAAAAAGUGCCUGUCGAAAUGAUAUACAGCCUGUCGCAGUUCA